UUUUGCUGAGACAUCGCAAGCCACCAUAUAUACCUAUUUCAUUUUUCUCUGUCUGUGGCUUUGGCAGUUUCCCCUUUUCUUCAACCAAGUGUGUUGUCCUCCUCCUUCCUCCUGUCAAUAGGUUGCAAACCACAAAAACCACCAAGAUGUCUGAGAAAAAGAUGACAUCAAGCCGCAGGCAUCACCUGAAGAGUGUAAUCCUUCAGAUUGCUCAAACCUGGAUCGAGGAGGAGAAGAAGGAAGUCAUUGCAGCAAAGGAGGCUUACAUGUCAGAGCGCUGUCCUGCUCCGGACGCGCAUGGAGAUCAGGCUGCUCUCAUGGAAGUUUGCAAAAAGCUCCAUGGUGCCAUUGACAAGAUAGAUGAAGAGAGGUACGACAUUCUGUCCAAAGUGUCCAAGGCUGAGAAAGAGAUUGAGGACCUGAAGCUGAAGGUUGUAGACCUGAUUGGAGUGAAGAAGCCCGCUCUGAAGAAGGUGCGCAUGUCUGCCGACACCAUGCUGAAGGCUCUGCUGGGAUCCAAACACACCGUCAACAUGGACCUGAGGGCCAACCUGAAGCAGGUCAAGAAGGAGGUCAAAGAGGAGCCGACAGAAGCAGCGGGUGACUGGCGUAAAAACAUUGAAGAAAAGGCUGACAGAAAGAAGAUGUUUGAGACCUCCUAAAUGUACUGCUGCUGUUCUUUUAUCCCGUUUACAUGGACUCCGAUUGUCUUAUGCGUGUUGGUCAAAGCAGGUGAAAUGUGUACAUGUCACAUGGCUGCACAAUAUCCAGCUUGGGAGUAGUUGUUUUACUGGAAGUGACAUGCGUGCUGGGGUUUUUUGCACUUUGUUGAUUGGAGGAAGGGGAGUGUGGAGCCUGGAGGCAUUAGUACCCCCCAAAGUUAGAAAACAUUCACACUAAAUGAAACAUGUUCAAUAAACACAAUAUUUGGAAGAAAAUA
Messenger RNA from Cololabis saira (Pacific saury), 940 nucleotides. Its product is annotated as troponin I, fast skeletal muscle-like. Lineage: Eukaryota; Metazoa; Chordata; Actinopteri; Beloniformes; Belonidae. The record is from RefSeq and is a predicted model, not a curated record. Gene Ontology annotation, biological process: muscle contraction. The transcript has 7 exons. Gene Ontology annotation, cellular component: troponin complex. The coding region runs from base 147 to 662 and encodes 171 amino acids.